AUGAUUAGUAAAACUAUUCAAAAUGAAAUAAUUGACAUUUUGUAUAAAGUCAUUAUUGAGAAAAUUAUAAUCAAUGUAACAAAAAACAAGUACUUUUCUAUAUUAUGUGACGAUACUACAGAUAUCAGCACAAAAGAACAAAUGACUUUUUCAGUCAGAUACGUUGACAUGGAGGAGAUUCAAAUCAAAGAAGAGUUCCUUGGAUUUAUUGAGUUAGGUUCGACAACUGGAUCUGCUAUAAGAGAUACUAUAAUCAAACAAAUUGAGUGCUAUAAAUUAAGCUUAAAGAAUCUUCGUGGCCAAGGAUACGAUGGUGGCUCAAAUAUGUCUGGUAGAAAAAAUGGUGUACAGGCACUUAUUUUAGAAGAUCAGCCUUUGGCAGUAUAUACCCAUUGUUUCAAUCACCAAUUGAAUUUAUGUAUUUCCAAAGCAUGCGAAGUACAAGCUAUUAGAAAUUUGGUUGGUAUUAUUGGCACUGUAUCUGUUUUUUUAUCUACAUCUGCCAAAAGAACAAAUAUUAUGUUGGAUAUUAUUUCAAAAGAUGAUUCAAUAUCAGCCCCCUUAAAAACAAAACUUAAAGCCUUGUGUGCUACCCGGUGGGUUGAACGACAUGAUUCUAUUCUAACUUUCCGAGAACUUUAUUCAUAUAUUAUUUUAACUUUAGAAGAACUGGAAAAGAUGCCUGACUCUGAGACUGCAUGUAAAUCAAUUGGUUUCAGUGCAAGUAUUAAACGAAGUGAAUUUUUAAUAUCUUUAGAAAUUGUAGCUAACUUAUUUUCUCAUACAAAAACGUUAAGCUUAGUACUACAAAGCCCUAAAUUGGAGUUAUCUAAAGCUUUUUCUCAUGUUAAGAAUGUAAUUGAUGUUAUGGAUGAUAUUAGAGAAAAUUCUGUAUCCAAAUUCGAAACAUAUUUUAAAAAUGCUUCUGAUAUGGCAGCUCUUGUUGGUGAGGAAAUCAGAAUACCUCGUUUAUGUGGACGUCAAACAACACGAUGUAAUAUUCAAACGACUGAUCCAAUAGAAUGGUAUAGGAUAACCAUUUUUUUACCUUUUAUUGAUCAUUUAAUUUCCGAACUAAAAUUAAGGUUCAAUGAAAAGUUAAGUGAAGUAAUGCCUUUAGAAGGAUUGAUUCCUACACAUAUUGAUAAAUAUGAUGAAUCAAAUAUUAUUAAAGCUGCGAUGAUAUAUAGUGAAGAUUGGUCAGGUCAAAAAUUGGAUAUACAAUCAGAAAUAUCAAUCUGGAAGAAAGAGUGGCACAAUAUUCAAACUAUGAAACCCGAUACGGUGAUCGAAACAUUAAAACACUGUGAUGAAUUUUUUCCUAUCAUUAAAACAUUAUUACAUUUAUUGGCUACCAUACCAGUUACUACAGCUAGUGCAGAAAGAAGUUUCUCUUCAUUAAGACGCCUAAAAAAUUAUUUGAGGUCAACCAUGGGACAGGAGCGUUUAAACGGUUUAGCUAUUUUAAACAUUCAUAAAAACAUACCUAUAAAUAUUGAUGAAGUAAUUAAUAUAUUUUCAAGAUCAUCUAGAAGAAUAAAAACGGAGGAUUGGUCAAUUUAA
Messenger RNA from Macrosiphum euphorbiae (potato aphid), 1563 nucleotides. NCBI's taxonomy places the organism in Eukaryota, Metazoa, Arthropoda, Insecta, Hemiptera, Aphididae. The record is from the annotation of a GenBank genome assembly.